UACAGCAACAGCUUGAAAGCCUUGAAUAGCCGCAGCCUUUUCUAUUCUUAAACUUGAAGGAUAAUGUCCCUAGAAGAAGAAUCUCCCGAGGUACCUGGAGCUGAAGUCAAGCCUCCACAGGCUAACACUAGUGAUACUGAUGGGGCGACAGGAACACCAGUGGUGAUCGUGAAGAGCAAGAAGAAAGGAAAGAAAAGUGAUGGUGGAACUCGUUCAAAGCGUGUUGUUCCAAUUUGGUACUUGUUUCGAUUUUCAAGAUGGCCUGAUAUACUCAUGAUAAUCAUUGGUACCAUAAUGGCGAUAGCAGCUGGUUGUGCAUUACCGGCUCACAUGCUCAUGUUCGGAGAUGUCAUAGACCUCUUCAUCUCUUACGACCUCAGUCAAGACCUCAUUAAUAAUUUUGGUGUCUCAGUCCCUGGAGGAAGCAACGACUCCCUAGGAACCGGAGGAACUUCAGUCAUUGCUGGAGGAAACUCAUCUUAUUUUUGUGAUUUUUCGCAAGACGACUCUACAUCUAAUAUACUUCGGUUCCUUCGAUCCGAUGAUCGGGAUGGACUCCUACGAGGCGAUGUUGCCUAUUAUUCUUAUUACUAUGUUGCUCUAGCAACCGGUAUGGUGAUUGCAUCUUUCUUUUCAACGCUCUUUUGGAACCUCAGUGCAUAUCGGCAGACGAGAAAAAUGAGACUGGCUUUCUUUCGUUCGAUAAUGAGACAAUCUAUUGGUUGGUUCGACGUCAAUCCAUCAGGAGAACUAACUACCCGCUUGUCAGAUGAUAUAGAAAGGAUUCAAGCAGGCAUAGGCGAUAAAGCUGCCAUAUUCAUACAGUACUUCACAACGUUCAUUGCUGGGUUCUUCAUCGCUUUCUUUCGUAACUGGAAACUCACUCUCGUGGUGGGAACCAUGUUACCAGUCCUGUCCUUCCUCACCGGAUGCGUAGCUACUAUCGUUGCAAAGUUUACAGUAAGAGAACAGAAUGCUUAUGCUUCAGCAGGAUCUGUAGCUGAAGAAGUACUUUCUUCAAUAAGAACAGUGCUUGCUUUUGGUGGAGAAGAGAAGGAGAUUGAAAGAUAUCAGGGUACGUUGGGUAGAGCUAAGAGUGAAGGAUUUAAGAAAUCAUUUGCAACCUCGGCCGUGACUGGUAUACUGUUCUUUGUCAAUUUCUCAACAUUUGCAUUGGGAUUUUGGUAUGGAGCUGUCCUUAUAUCAAACUGUGAGCUAAGAGCUGGCCAAGUUGUCACUGUAUUUUUUGGUGUCGUCAUUGGCAGUUUUUCUCUCGGUAACGCACUCCCUGAACUGCAGACUUUUGCUACUGCAAUGGGAUCAGCUACUGGAGUAUUCUCCGUCAUUGACCAUGAAUCUGAGAUCGAUGUUACCCAGUCAACUGGUGAUACUAUAGAGUCUCUUAAGGGAAAUAUCGAACUAAAAGACGUCAUUUUCAAAUACCCAGCUCGUCCCAACGUGCCAGUAUUGAAUGGGCUGGACCUUAAGAUAAAAUGUGGUCAAACUGUUGCACUUGUUGGGGCCAGUGGGUGUGGCAAAAGCACUGUGAUACAGUUACUGCAGAGAUUCUAUAAUCCUAUUGCUGGUCAGAUCACAAUUGACGAAAAACCCAUUGAGUCUUUAAACCUGAGAUGGUUGAGGAGCAACAUAGGCGUCGUCUCACAAGAGCCUGUCCUCUUUGACUGCAGUAUUGCCAAGAACAUAGAAUAUGGAAAAGUUGGAGCAUCCGAAGAAGAGAUAGAGGCAGCAGCUCAUGCAGCAAAUGCUCACAACUUUAUAUCAGAGCUACCUGACGGGUAUGAUACUCUUGUUGGCGAGAAAGGAGCUCAGUUGAGUGGUGGACAGAAGCAACGUAUUGCUAUAGCAAGAGCUCUAGUGAGGGACCCAAAGAUACUCCUACUGGAUGAAGCUACCUCAGCUCUUGACACAGAGAGUGAGAAGAUUGUACAAGAGGCACUGGAUAAAGCAAGGGAAGGACGUACAACUAUCAUAAUAGCUCAUCGCCUGUCAACAAUACAGCAAGUUGAUCUAAUUGCUGGCAUUGAAGAAGGUAGAGUAGUAGAGAUGGGCACUCAUAAAGAACUACUGGAAAAGAAAGGACUUUAUUAUGAACUGGUCCAAGCACAGACUAUUGAUGAACAAGAUGAGAAGAGCAACACUUCCCUAUCUGGUUUCAGGGCUGCUGUCCGUCGCUCCACAAGUCACCAGUCAUUCAAGAGACAGCGAAGCACUCACAGCACAAGCUCUGACGACUGGAAAGGACCUCCUUCAUUGGAGCGUCAGACCUCAAAUCAAUCCGAUGUAUUCACUGUCAUUAGUGAUCACUUAUCACGGAUUAGCAUUGAGGAUAUACCAGUAGUAGCUCAUCCAUCUCCUCUACCGUAUAGAAGAAAUAACAAGGACGCUAAUGAAGAUAGAAAUAAAGAUAGCCCCAGUAAGAAAGUAAUGAUCGUGAAACCUUCAAAGAAUACGGAUAAGUCAGUUCAUUUUAAUGUGAAUGAGGACGAGGAACAGCUCCAGUUGAAAAAAGAUAAGAGAAGAUCGAGUUCACUUGACUCGAAAGACACGGAAAAAUUAGACAAAGUUCCUUUAAAAGAAUUACUGAAACUUAACAUUCCGGAUUGGUACCUAGUUAUACCAGGUGUUAUAUUUUCUGCUAUUCAAGGGGCAAUGUUUCCUCUAAUUGCCAUCAUAUUCAGUAACAUACUAGAAAUAUACAGUAAUCCUGAUAGGGAAGAGCUCCUAAGAGGUGCUUCGGAAUAUUCAACCUAUUUCGUUGCUCUUGCAGUUGGAGCUGGAUUGGUCCAGUUUUUUGCUACCUCUACAUUGAGUGUAGCUGGCGAAAGGCUAACAGCAAGACUCCGUGUGAAGACAUUUAAGGCAAUGUUGAGACAAGAGGUUGGCUGGUUUGAUAGAAGAGAGAAUGCAACUGGGUCCCUCACACAAAGAUUAGCUAUUGAUGCUUCCGAAGUCAAAGGAGUGACUGGAAUUCGAUUUGGUAUUCUUCUCCAGUUGAUAUUUGGUUUCAUAACUGCACUAGUAAUAGCCUUCACUGCUGCCUGGCUCCUAGCCAUUGUCCUCUUCAUUGCUUUCCCAUUCCUUGCUGUUGUUGGCUCGCUACAGAUUCGACUAGCAAAAGGAAGAUCAGUUAGAAAUAAAGAAUUGCUCUCCGAAGCUGGUCAGACUUCGACUGAAGCAAUCGAUAAUGUGAGAACCGUAGUCUCGCUCGGAGCUGAGGAGAGAUUUGUUGGAAAAUAUGAUAAACUUCUUGAAGAACCUUUUAAAGCCAAUAUAAGACAGGUAUUGAUUCAAGCAGUCAUAUUUGGUGUGGCCCAAGGGACUAUAUUCUAUAUGUAUGCUGCAGGGUUUAGCUUAGGAGCUGUACUGGUAGUUUCUGAUCCUUCAAAACCCUAUCAUGCAACAUAUGACGAGCUCUUUAGGGUAUUUUCAGCUGUUGUCUUCACAGCACUUACUAUGGGGCGUGCCUCAUCCUUUGCUCCUGACGCUCAAAAAGCUCAACUGUCUGCCGCCCGUAUAUUCAAUCUAGCCAACAGGGAACCAGAGAUUGAUAAUUAUGACACUGAUGGAGAAAAACUAGCUACUACUACUGGACAUAUUGAAGUGAAGAAUGUUUAUUUCAGGUAUCCAGCGCGUCCAAAUGUGCCAGUACUUCAAGGUCUGUCAGUCUCUGUAGAACCAGGCCAGACUCUUGCACUUGUGGGUCCCAGUGGGUGUGGUAAGAGCACAAUUGUGUCUCUGAUUGAGAGGUUCUAUAAUCCGCUUGGUGGAAGCUUGAAACUGGAGGAGCAGGAUAUUCGGGAUUUGAAUAUUCGGUGGUUGCGUAAUCAGAUUGGUAUAGUAUCACAAGAGCCAGUAUUGUUUGAUAAAUCAAUUGCUGAUAAUAUACGCUAUGGAGCUAACUUUAGAGAAGUGACUGAUGAAGAGGUCAUUGAAGCUGCUACAGCUGCUAACAUACACAACUUCAUACAAACACUGCCUCAGGGUUAUGCAACCAAUGUUGGGUCUAAGGGCACUCAAUUGAGUGGUGGACAGAAACAACGUAUUGCUAUAGCAAGAGCUCUAGUGAGAGACCCAAAGAUACUCCUACUGGAUGAAGCUACCUCAGCUCUUGACACAGAGAGUGAGAAGAUUGUACAAGAGGCACUGGAUAAAGCAAGGGAAGGACGCACGUGUAUAGUAAUAGCUCAUCGCCUGUCAACAAUAUACAAUUCAGAGAAGAUUGCUGUAAUUCAUAAUGGACAGGUUAUAGAGUUGGGGACUCAUGCUGACCUAAUGGAGCAGGAAGGAGCUUACUACCUCUUGAAUACAGUCCAGAAGAAAGAAGAAGAGGAAGAAGUAGCUGAACUAUGAAAUUUUUAUGUAUGCAACAGUGUGUAUAGACUUUAAUUUGCAUAAUUUGUUAUUAGUGCUGUUUAGUGACGGGAAUUAUAAUGUAUGGAGA
Amphimedon queenslandica is the source of this 4462-nucleotide messenger RNA. Its product is annotated as multidrug resistance protein 1-like. Gene Ontology annotation, cellular component: mitochondrial inner membrane. Gene Ontology annotation, molecular function: ATP binding; ATP hydrolysis activity; ABC-type oligopeptide transporter activity. The transcript is spliced from 20 exons. NCBI's taxonomy places the organism in Eukaryota, Metazoa, Porifera, Demospongiae, Haplosclerida, Niphatidae. Gene Ontology annotation, biological process: oligopeptide export from mitochondrion. Bases 64 to 4371 code for a protein of 1435 amino acids. The record is from RefSeq and is a predicted model, not a curated record.